Ipomoea nil (Japanese morning glory) is the source of this 746-nucleotide messenger RNA. RefSeq names its product formin-2-like. Bases 18 to 515 code for a protein of 165 amino acids. The transcript is spliced from 2 exons. Lineage: Eukaryota; Viridiplantae; Streptophyta; Magnoliopsida; Solanales; Convolvulaceae. The record is from RefSeq and is a predicted model, not a curated record.
UACAACUCAUUCCAAACAUGGCGCACCAAAAAAGUGUGCCAUUCCCGCGUUUACUGCCAAUUCUGCUGAUCCUAAUGGCGUCUGUCGCCGGCAGCAUCGUGGUGGCAGAAGCUCGUAGUCUCUUAAACCUCAACCCUCGGAACCCACCCCCUCCUCCGCCACCUCCGCCACCCCCGCCUCCCCCAGUAGUGAUUCUUCCGCCGCUGCCAUCAGUACUGCCUCCGGUGAACAUCCCGCCGCUGCCAUCAGUACUGCCUCCGGUGAACAUCCCGCCGCUGCCAUCAGUGACUCCGGUGAGCAUUCCGCCGCUGCCAUCACUGCCUCCGGUGAACAUCCCGCCGCUGCCAUCACUGCCUCCGGUGAACAUCCCGCCGCUGCCAUCAGUGCCUUCAGUGACUCUUCCUCCAGCGAGUCUUCCGCCGCUGCCAUCAGUGCCUCUGCCUCCAGUGCGUCUUCCGCCGCUGCCAUCACUGGUGCCUCCGGUGACAAUCCCGCUGUUCCCGCGGCUACCAUAAACGAUGGAGGACCGUACCGCAUUUGAGCUAAGCUCCAUGGCUUGCCGGCCGCCCUAUAUCGUCUCAAAUACUCACUAUAUAUUAUCAUCUUCUCCGAUCCCUUUGCUUUAUAUAAGUAUCCCUCUCUACUACAUAUAAUAUUUUCCUUAUUUUACUUUCUAUGCCCCUCUGUAGUCCGUACCGUACGCACGUAAUAAUAUUGGAAUAAACGGCGAGCCACUUAUAUAUAUA